UCUCCCUCCCUCUCCCGGUCACUCUACGGCGCUCUCCACCUCUCCCUCGCUCUCUCUCUCACUGCGCCUGGGACCAAACUUGUUUCAGGAAAACCAAGCAAACAUAUUUUCUUUCGUUUAAAGAAACAGGCUCGCCAAAGAGAAGGCGUCGACUUCCUUGAAUCGUUUCCUUCCUUCACUUUCGAGAGGGAAGAUUCUGGGUAUCAUAUACAACUUCACUUAUAGCCAGCAUUUCGGUAGAUUUCGCUGCGCGACAACUUUCAAAAACAUGGAUUGGGGAACCGAUCUUUGGGACCAGUAUGAUGUCAUCGACAAACACACCCAGUCGGGCCUUGACCUUGUGGAGCGCUAUAUCAAGUUUGUGAAGGAGCGCACUGAGAUAGAACAGAGCUACGCCAAGCAGCUCAGGAAUUUGACUAAGAAGUACACCAAACGAGGAAGCAAGGAGGAGCCGGAGAGCAAGUUCUCCAAUCACGCUGCAUUCCAGGACAUCCUGAAUGAGAUGAACGACUAUGCCGGCCAACGGGAGGUCAUCGCUGAGAACAUGAUGACUGGCAUCUGUGUGGAGCUCACAAAGUACCUGCAAGACCUCAAAGGCGAGCGCAAGACGCAUCUCGCAGACGCCAAGAAAGCACAACAGAGCUUGGAGGCCAGCCUCAAACAGCUGGAAAGUACUAAAAAGCGAUUUGCUAAGGAGUGGGGCGAGGCCGAGAAAGCAACACAGCAUGCGGAGAAAACAGAGGCUGACGUGAAUGCCACCAAGCUGGACGUGGAGAAGGCUAAGCAGCACUCCAGCUCCCGCACUCACACAGCUGAGGAGUGCAGGAAUGACUAUGCAGCCCAACUACAGAAAUACAACAAGGAGCAGAGCCACUUUUACUACACAGAGAUACCUCAAAUCUUUAACAGCAUGCAGAAAUUGGAGGAGACGAGGAUCAGACGACUGGCAGAGGGUUACUGCCAGUUCUCGGAGAUGGAGAAAAGGGUUAUGCCCAUCAUUUCUAAGUGUCUAGAAGGCAUCUCCUCAGCAGGGGGUAAAACUAACGAGAAACAGGAUUCAUUGCUUUUCAUUGAGCAACACAAGUCCGGUUUCGAAAGACCCGCCGAUGUGGAGUUUGAAGACUACACCCAGGGAAUCAAACCAGCAACCUCUGACUUAAGCCUCUAUCCGCAGCGAGUUAGGCCAAAGCUCUGGCCUUUUAGCAAGAAAACAAAGAUUUCACAUGCUGAAAAGCACAUGCCUCCUGCAGCAGAAGACUUCUCCCACCUUCCCCCUGAGCAGAGGAAGAAGAAGCUGCAGGCGAAGAUUGAUGACAUCACCAAGGAGCUGACCAAGGCACAGGACCAGAGUGAGGCGCUGGAGAAGAUGAAGGGGGUGUACGAGCAGACCCCCCAGAUGGGAGACCCGUCCAGCCUGGAGCCCCAGAUCCAGGAAACAGCCCACAACAUCGGGCGCCUGCGUGGGGAACUCGCCAAAUAUGAGACAUGGCUGGCAGAAGCCAUUGGAGGAGAGGAGUCCGCCAAUGCUUUUAACAACAACCUCCAGUCAGGCAUGCGGCAGUCGACCCGCGAGAACGAGUAUGAGUUUGACGAGUUUGAAGAUGUGGAGACUCCCAUUGGCCAGUGCACUGCUCUGUACACGUUUGACGGCAACAGCGAGGGCACAGUCUCGAUCACAGAGGGGGAGCAGUUGAGUGUGAUGGAGGACGAUAAAGGGGACGGCUGGAUGAGGGUCCUGAGAGCCAGUGGAGAGGAGGGCUACAUCCCUUCAUCCUAUGUCAACGUCAAUCAAUAGUACACACAUACACCCACUAUCUUCAUCUACAUGAAACUGUUGCAAUGCUAGUCUUCUUAAAGACUUUUACCCCAUCACCUUAAUUUGUGCACCACAUUAUUAUAUAAAAGAUGAUCUACUUCAGGUUGCUAUUUUGUACACUAACUGUCAUAGGAUUUGUAUCCAUUUUAGAAACUCAACAAAUAAGCAAGAAAACCCUGAUCUCAGUGGUUCACCUGAGCAGGUGGUCACCAUAACCAUCGUUGCUUUAGUUCACUUUUAGAUAAGAAUUGCAGUCUCCCUACCUUACACAAUAAUGUGAUCUACGAAUGUGAAAAGUUUGUGACCUCCAACUGGAUGCAAAGCAUUAGAAUUAUAACAUGGGUAUUUAUUUUUAACUAAAUAUCGAUCUAUAUUAAUCUUUAAACUCAUCUCCUCAUUUUUUUAUCAUUCUACGGAAGAUUUUACUUUUAGGGUUAUCCAAAUUUAUUUAUUUACUUUUUUUUUAUAUUGAGUAAAACCAAAGCAAGAGCAGAGCAGCAAAGGAUGAAUAUCAAAAAGGUUAAGAGUUAAUAAAUAUCUUAUUUCAGUUUUCAAAAUAAUUUUCCUGUUUGGAGGAAUAGUAAGCCGACACUUUAUACGUCAAAAGCCAAGGUUGAUGUUAUCCGAUGUUGUGGCAUUUAAUCUGUGGAUUUACGAAUCCCCAGAACAAGUAUGUACAGGAUGGAAGUCUUCCCCUUGAUUAUUUUCUCAUCCGAUCAAACGCCCUCACCUUUAUCAUUUAGAUCCGUCUGCUAGUUUGUCGGGAUUUCAUUUGCAAGGUUUUAACAUGGUUGGCCAGCCGUAAUUCACGCUUGGGCCGUCAUAAGUCUGGCCUUUACCUCUUUGUCUUUGAAUAUAACUAUGGUCGUCUCUUCAGCUGUUUCACGAUCUCUGAAUCUGUUCAUCCUGCUCUUAAAAUAUUUCGGUUGCAUUGCGGUUCUUUCAUGGAAUGAAAAUGCAUCUUUGAGACUCGCUAAUUACAACUCCAUCUUUAUUGUAGAAAAAGAGGCCGUUCCUUAUACCAUAGCACCUUUUGACUUUAUAGGAGUAUUUAUGAACCUCACUUGUGACAAAUCACUUAAUGUUUACAUGUUAUCUUUUCUCUUGUUUUCCUAUUACUGGAAUAGUGGACUUCUCAUUAUUUUGAGUUUAUUAUUCACUUAUACAUAUGAAUAAGCCAUGUAUUUACUGUGCAUACAGUGUAUCAUUAAAUCUUAAGCGAAAAAAUA
Gadus morhua (Atlantic cod) is the source of this 3045-nucleotide messenger RNA. RefSeq names its product thyroid hormone receptor interactor 10b (gene trip10b). The transcript is spliced from 15 exons. Gene Ontology annotation, molecular function: protein binding. The record is from RefSeq and is a predicted model, not a curated record. Bases 269 to 1795 code for a protein of 508 amino acids. Gene Ontology annotation, biological process: signal transduction. NCBI's taxonomy places the organism in Eukaryota, Metazoa, Chordata, Actinopteri, Gadiformes, Gadidae.